AUGAAGAGGUUGACAAAAUCUACAGUCAUAGGAACUAAACGCAAGCAAGAAGCAGACAACAAAGAAAAUGAAAAUUCGUUGGGUCAUGAGAAUAGCAAUCCACCACAACAAAGCCAGUUAUCAUCUUAUAAGACUCCUAGACCUUUCUGUGGAAUUUUUCAAGCAUCCUUAUCUACGCCUUUGAGCGUAUUAACUAAUGUAUGCUCAAAAGAAGUUAGUGUUCGUAACGUGAGUAAUCGCACACCCUUAUCUGCAAUUUCGAGCACCCCGCCAGCAAACCAAGCUACAGAUUUAACAAUGGAAUCCCUUACUGGUAGUCACACUCAUGAAAGAGUAGGACGUGUACUCCAACCAAGUCUCCGUACUCCAAAUAGUGUCUUGACUAAUGAAAAUGUUGCUAUUAACCAACCACAUAUAGACGCUCAAGUUGGGCCUUCUACAACACAUGCCGGUAUUGGUUAUAGUGAAUCUAUCACUAACUUAAUCAAAAAACCAAGUAGUCGAUUAAUCAAUACAAACAAUCGGUCUGCUUCUGAUGGUCGUAACCUCCACAGCGACUUCAAUCAAUGUAGCGAACAGGAAGAUAUCAUCCCAGAUGUUUUACCUGUUGAUUAUGCCGACUUUGGUGAUGCUUGUGAUUCAUGCUUACAUUGUGGGGCACUUUUUUGGUACGAGGAACGGUUGAACAAGUCAUAUCUUAACGGUAGUUUGCUGCCCAUGGAUGGUGCUCAACCAAAAUUUGCCCAAUUGUACAUUCACGACACCGAGAAUGAGAUUAACAAUCGUGUUGAUUCAAUAAGGCAUGAAAGCGGUACAACUUCUUUACACCUAGAGGUGGUAAACGACAUAAAAAAAAAAGCACUGGAUGACAACAAUGUGCUGGUUAAGUCAUUUAGAAUGACUAGGUCUGAGAUUCACAACAACCCACGAACUGAGGUAAAAAUGAGACUGUUAGGGAAGAGGAGCAAGGAUGCUAGGACCUAUAAUUUACCUACAGUAUCUGAGGUUGCUGCAUUGAUAGUUGGUGACCUAGAUCUAGACAUGGGUUUUCGCGAUAUUUUGGUGGAGUCAAAAACAGGGAAACUCAAAAGAAUCAGUGAACUCAACCCUGCUUACUUACCUAUGCAAUAUCCUAUUUUGUUUCCAUAUGGAGAGGAUGGGUAUAGGGAUGACAUCCAAUUUGCAGCUAAUCGUAGUCAACUACUUGGAUCUAGGCAACGUUUAACACUACGGGAGUAUUUUGCUUUUAGGUUACAUGAAAGGAGAAGUGAACUUUCUACAUUGUUGCAUUCAAAGAGGUUGUUUCAACAAUUCUUGGUCGAUGCUUAUACAAUGGUUGAAUCUGGUAGACUUAUGUUUAUAAGAAACAAUCAGAAGGCAUUGCGUUGUGAACAAUACAAAGGGUUGUCGGAUGCAUUAUUUAGGGGAGAUAUAGACCCUUCAACCCAAAGGAAGAAAAUUAUCUUACCAUCAAGCUUUACAGGAGGUGCAAGGUAUAUGAUACAAAACUACCAAGAUGUCAUGGCUAUAUGUCGUUGGAUAGGCUAUCCAAACUUAUUCAUUACAUUUACAUGUAACCCAAAGUGGCCUGAAAUCCAACGGUUUAUUGAAGUUAGAGGUUUGCGGACAGAAGAUAGACCUGAUAUUGUUAGUUGCGUCUUCAAAAUGAAGCUUGAUAGUUUGGUUAAAGAAUUAAAAUCAGCAGAACUCUUUGGUCCCGUCAAAGCAUUAAUAUACACAAUUGAAUUCCAAAAAAGAGGACUACCACACGCACAUAUACUGUUGUUCCUUGGAUCCAACAGGAUGGAAUCAUCUCCUGAUUCCAUUGAUAAAUUCAUUUCAUCGGAAAUUUCUGAUAUAGAGAUUGAUAAAGAUUACUAUAAGGCUGUCGAAGAAUUCAUGGUGCAUGGUCCUUGCGAUGUUGCUAGAUCUAACUCACCUUGUAUGGUUAAUGGACGAUGUACCAAAUACUUCCCCAAAAGAUUUGUUGAUUCAUCAAGUUUUGAUCAAGAUGGAUACCCUAUAUAUAGAAGGUGUGAUGAUGGAAGAACAAUAACAAAGAAUGGUAUUCAAAUGGACAAUAGGUAUGUGGUGCCUCAUAACAGAUAUUUGUUGUUGAGGUACAGGGCACAUUUGAAUGUUGAAUGGUGCAACCAGUCCAGAUCUAUCAAGUACUUAUUCAAGUAUAUCAACAAAGCAAAUGAUCGAGUCACUGCCGAAUUCUAUAGAAGUUCCGCAGAAGCUAAUGGUGUUGAGGUUGUUGAUGAGAUAAACAUGUAUUAUGACUGUAGGUAUGUUUCAGCUUCAGAGGCUACUUGGCGGUUACUUAGCUAUGACAUACAGUGCAGAACUCCAGCUGUGGAGCGACUUAGUUUCCACUUGCCAGAUAGCCAAACAGUAUACUUUCAAGACGAUGAAGAUGUGGAAACCAUUUUGAAUCGACAGACCUUGGGUGAAAGCAUGUUUACUGAAUGGUUUGAAGCUAACAAGAAAUACUCUGAAGCGAGAUUGCUAAGUUAUAUUGAAAUGCCCAAUAAAUUUGUUUGGAAAAAAAAUAUGCAGCAAUGGCAGCCAAGGCAACGUGGUUUUUCUAUUGGUCGUAUUUUUUACGUACCACCUGGUUCUGGGGAGCUUUAUUAUCUUCGUUGCCUAUUGAACAUAGUUCGAGGACCUCAGAGUUUUGAAGACAUCAAAACAUACAAUGGAAAAGAGUACAACACUUUUAAGGAUGCAUGUUAUGCCCGUGGGUUACUAGAUGAUGAUCUUGAGUACAUUGAUGCAAUUAAGGAAGCUAGCGAAUGGUCUACUGCACAUUCACUAAGAAAGUUGUUUGUCACACUUUUAAUGGCAAACACAAUGGGAAGGCCUGAAUAUGUCUGGAACGAGGUUUGGACGUAUCUGGCAGAAGAUGCUCAAUACAAUCGAUGA
This is a messenger RNA of Ipomoea triloba (trilobed morning glory), 2928 nucleotides long. RefSeq lists its product as uncharacterized. Bases 1 to 2928 code for a protein of 975 amino acids. NCBI's taxonomy places the organism in Eukaryota, Viridiplantae, Streptophyta, Magnoliopsida, Solanales, Convolvulaceae. The record is from RefSeq and is a predicted model, not a curated record. The transcript has 10 exons.